Limulus polyphemus (Atlantic horseshoe crab) is the source of this 8871-nucleotide messenger RNA. Its product is annotated as ADP-ribosylation factor-like protein 13B. Bases 442 to 1830 code for a protein of 462 amino acids. Gene Ontology annotation, molecular function: GTP binding; GTPase activity. The record is from RefSeq and is a predicted model, not a curated record. The transcript has 9 exons. Lineage: Eukaryota; Metazoa; Arthropoda; Merostomata; Xiphosura; Limulidae.
AUCGUUGUUUGUUACCAAGGCCUUGUACGAAGUGAAACCCAUUAAUUAACAAAACAGCUAAGCCUAACAUUGUAUCAGAAAGAGUAAUCUGUUUUUCUUUUGUUGUUCUUAAACAGUUGAAAGCUAAAUAACGGAAUGUCCUAUUAUUACCAAGUAACUUGAAAAAUUAACAGUACUAAAUAAGGUUGUCAGAAAUUUUUAAAUUUAAGCAAUGUUGAAGCAUAGGCCUAUGACUUAACAUAUGACAUGUACCCCGCAAUGGCAGUUUAUCGUUACGCUACUUACUGAAGCCACUAGUGUUUUAAUUCGUUUCAUCAUCCAUCAUUGAUUUUGUGAAUAAACUUAAGUUUACGCCCGUGUCUAAAUGCAUUAGAAAAACACCAGUGAUUUAUUAGGUUUAAACCUCUUAACUUUUAGUUUCACCACCUUACAGUUAGAGGUAUGGGAAAUGACUGCUGUAAAAGUCACCGAUCAUCAAGAGUCAUUACACUAAUGAUGGUUGGACUGGAUAAUGCUGGAAAAACCUGUACAGUAAAACACUUUCUAGGUGAAUCAACAGAUGAUAUUGUACCAACUGUAGGGUUUUCCAACAUAGAAAGGACAUAUGGAAAGUUCCGUCUUGUUAUAUAUGAUCUAGGAGGAGGAAGUAAGAUCCGUGCAAUCUGGAAAAAUUACUAUGCUUUAGUAUAUGGGAUUGUUUUUGUGAUGGAUGCAACUGAAGCCUCAAGAAUUCCAGAAAUGAAACAUGUUAUCACAGAAGUUCUGCAAGAUCCCCGAAUAGCUGGAAAACCUGUGUUAAUGUUAUUAAAUAAACAAGAUCAAGAAGUAGCCGUGAAUGAGAUUGAACUCUGUAGUCUUCUUGGCCUAGAAAAUGUUGUGAAUGACCAGAAAUGCCCAACAAGAGUGGAGACAACCUGUGCAAUCAAACGACAAGCAAAGAAAAUGGAUCCAGGGAUUGAAAUGGGCUUUAAAUGGCUUAUUGGGUACAUCAGUAAGAAUUUCAAAAGCUUGAAAGAACGGGUUGACCAAGAAACCAAAGAGCAGAAAGAAUGGCAAGAGAAAGAGAGACAAGCACGACUUGAACGCGUACAAAAGGCAAGAGCUGAAAGAGAAAGAUUAGAACGAGAACAAAAGUUAAAGGACGGCUGCAACAAAGUUGAAGAAAGUGACAAUGAUGACGAUGAUGAUGAUGUUGUUAUUGGGAAUCCAUUCAAACCAGUGAAGCAAAUUCGAGAAGAAAUGGAGAAAAAAGAACAUUCUAAACUAGAAAAUGAGUCAGAUGGAUUCAAAAUAAUACAGGUUACACCCACCCACACACCUGUUACUAAACCAGAGAUAAGUGAUGAAAGUCUUGAAGACUCUCCAAGCAAUGAGGAAGUAAUCGGUGCUCAGUCUGAAACAGACAGUGAACCAAAACUCCAGAGUUCAGUUGAUGUUGACAGCAGUGAUCCUCUUAGUGGAAACUCCAUUGUUGGGUAUCUUCCUCCAAUUGAUAAAAGCUCCAAAAAUGAAAAGAAAAAGGGAAAGAAGAAGAAUCUGGGAAAACGGUUCAAAAAUAAAAUAUCACCUGGAAGUGAAACUCAUUUGCAGCUGGCAGCACCUGCCCAACUUCCACCUAUUAGAAGUACCAAACCAGCUGAAACAGUAUGGUUAAGUAACGAUGCACCUUCACUGCCUAAUUCUACCCAUAGUCCUUCUCUGGGAAGAGAAGGUGGAAAAAUAAAUUGGGCAUUAGCAGAAGACCUCAUAGCAGAAGGUUAUGAAGAAAAAGAAAAGGAUGGAGUUCUGUCCAAUUACAAAGAAAAUGGCUUAAUAGAUGAUGUUACUUGAUCUGAUUUUAUAGAUACAAGGUUAAUAUUUUCCGUCCAGGCUCAAACUCUGGGAUGUAAGAUAAAUUUGUGAUAUACACAUCUGCUAGUCUGUGUGUGUGCAAGAUAAUUAUUAUUCUUUUGAUUUACAUUAUUUUAAACUUCUUGUUGAGUGUUGUAGUAUCAUAGGAACCAUUUAAAUAAUUGGUUUAUGUUAGAGAGACUAUUGUAUAUAGAUUCUAAUAUAUAUAUAUAUAUAUAUGCAUGUAUAUGCAAACAUCAUUCAUAUUAUAUGAUACAACUAAUUCUGUCGCUUUUAAAGGUUAUCUAAAUUUUAGUAACUUAAAACAUAAAUAAAGAUAGUAAUAUCAGUGCUUCAUGCAUCUCCAACAAGAUACAUAAGAGAAACAUUUAGAAAUAGUGUAGCCAAUCAGACGAGGAGCACCUACUGAGGAUGAUGUAUAAAGAUAUAUUACCUAUGCAUGUUUAAAUUUAAUUUAGAUGGUACUUAACCAUUUCAAAAUCACUUCAAAAGUAAAUAAGUAAAAUUAGUACAACUUUUGUUGUCCCCCGGUAUGACAGCGAUAAGUCUACGGAAUUAAAAUGCAAAAAUCCAGGAUUCAAUUCCCUGUGUUGAACACAGCAGAUUGUCCAGUGUGGCUUUGCUCUAAAGAAAAACAAUCUAAAAACAAUUUUUGUUUUUUUCUAAGUACGUGUCGUAUUAAAGUACAAGCCUGUUAAUCUCUAACCACAAUUGAAUAUUAUCAAUGUUGCAGGUUUCUUCUGAAAGCAUUAUUUUCAUAAUAGUUUGCCAUUUUGUCCUUUGGUAAUAAAUUUAUUAUUGAGAAUAGAAAAUUGUGGGCUACAUAAUGGAAAUAAUAAGUAAUCAAAAUUAUUUGAAAAUUAAUGUGCAGUUUUAUUGCAAUUCCCCGUUGUUUGUUUACUAAUACCUGUAGUUUUAUAUCAUUUUAGAAAAGGUAAUUUUAAGUUUAUGGAAAAAAAAUUAGCAGGUUAAGGAUGCAAUUUAUAGUACUAGACAGUAGCCGAAUCGUUAAAUACAAACAUUGUGGUCUCAAACGAAUAAUGGAAACCAUUUUCUACUUAUUUUCUAGUCUUAUAAGUCUGUCUAUAAUUUCUACUUUCUGGAAUCAGACAAGAAGUAUUAUAUUAAUUGUAAUUUGUGACUUGAUAUUUAAAAAUUAUGUUCCAUUUAGAAUAUACACCUAUCAUCGGGAAAGAAAAGUAUUAUUUAUCUGAUUUGAAGUGGUUCACAUGUCAAAUAUUUGCUGUCAGCUGAAUGGAGAAAAUGUAUAUAGUGUAAUUUUAUUAUUUUUAAAGUAAAAUUAUAGUUUCCUGUUUCCAAAAUCAUGGAUUUGAAUACUCAUCAUUACAGGAUAAUAUCAUUCAUUGCUAAGCCUUUAAUCAUUUCUAUUUUGAUUAUUUAAUUAGUUAAGACUACAAUUUGUCAUGAUGAUUGUGAAAAAUUAAAAUAUUCUGAUUCACUGUGAUAAAGAAUUACUAAUAUUAGUUUUUUUUUAUGUCAUAUGUCAUUUUUAGUUUUAUAAUUUUUCACUUAUAUGCAAUUAAUGGAAAAAAAGUUGUAGUCAGGCCCUAUAUAAGCAACACAAUUGUAUUAGAGAAACAAUUAUAGGUACACAAAACCUAACGAAUAACAUCUAUCAAGGAUCAUUUGUUAUGUGUAUUUGUGUGUGUAUAUAUAUCCAAUUGAAUGAUACAUUUUUAUGGGAAAAAUAGAAAUAUCAAAACUACAUUUUUAAAAUUUCUUAUUUUUAAAAAGCCCACUUUAACAUGCCACAGUUGUCUCUCUUUAAAUAGAUGGAUUUUUUUACACUGUACAGUUCAGAUUGUGUGAAUGUGUGUGUAAAUAUAAUACUUAGCUGAUUCAUAAAAAUCAAGAAGUUCAUUAGUUUCACAAGGUGUGAAAAUGUAACAGAUAAACAAAGCUUUUGAAAUUUACAUAGGUUCGUGUGAUAAUAAGAUUAGAACUGUUGCUUGAGUGACAGUCACAUGAUUUAAUAUCUCAGAUUUUAUCAUGUAUACUGACUUUGAAUUGUAAUAAUAGUCAUAUAAAUGUCUGAAGGAUGACAUCUGUAAUCCACAAAUAUUGUUUCAAAAUAAGAUUUGAAGUUCUAAGUGAAAGGUUAUCAUUAAGGGAAUCUCUGCAUACUUGUUUCUUCAUAAUGAAGAUUAAUAUAACUUGCCUGUAUAACAAUAAUUAGUAUUCAUGGGCACAACUUACUCUUACCACUUUUUUACCCAAAAACUGGUUUCUGAUCCCUAUGAUCUAACAUGAGUGAACCUAAGAAACAGUAAUGAAUUACUAGCUUUUAACCAAUUUCCCAUCAGAGAAGAGUUGAUACUAUUGUAAGUAAAGAAAUAUUCAUGGCUUACCACUUUUUUACCCAAAAACUGGUUUCUGAUCCCUAUGAUCUAACAUGAGUGAACCUAAGAAACAGUAAUGAAUUACUAGCUUUUAACCAAUUUCCCAUCAGAGAAGAGUUGAUACUAUUGUAAGUAAAGAAAUAUUCAUGGCUAUACUAAAGCCAAUAUUUGAAGAAACUUUAAACAUAUAAAAUUCAUGUUAAAGUACAGCUAUUUAAAGCUCUCUUUCAUACACAAACAUGUAUGUAAUCAACAAUGUCUUACAGUAUCAAAUCUUGGAAAACACUGAUGAAUAGUUAACCAAGUUUAAUUCUACAAAUCCUCGGCUCUCUGCACGUACGAGGAACAGCUGCUUCCAAUACGAUUACCUACCUUCUCUCACGGUUACAACUAUUCUCAACUUGACUGCCCUCUAGUGCAUAAAAUUUUGCUUGCCACUAGCCUUGAACUCCCACCUAAUUUCACAUGCAUAUCACAUGAUUCAGUUGUAUUUGAGCAUGCAACAACCCUCCACCAAUAGGAGUGACACACCCUCAUAUCACAGUUGACUCCUUCUCGAUUUGACAUGACAGUGAUAAAAUCUAGUGCUCCAUUUCCAAUGUUGUUUUCUUCUUUUGGGCAUUUUGAAAAUAUUCAGUUACCGAUUUUUGCAUUUUGAAAUAUUGUUUAUAAUCCACUAUCGAGUUGGAUUUCUUUAUUUGAUUGUGAAUUCUAUUUCUCACUCAGUUACUGGUAGUUAGUCAAUAGUUAUGAAUUCACAAAUUAAUAUUAUGAUUACAAUGGCUGUCAUGAACCCUCAAAAUUUACAGAUAUCCCUUCCAUCUGGGUUCCUCUGGUGGUUAGAAAAGGACAACACCACAAUAGGGGAUGGGGGGUACUUAUUCUUCCUCCUCAUCCAGAUAUCCACAUCUUCAAAGAAUCCUUGUUGUGAAGAUGUGGUGAAUGCUGCAAUAUGCAGCAGAUGUUAGGCCAUCAGUCUCAGGAGGAGUUAGGUCUUCACAUCAAUUGUUUGUAACUCCUUGUUAUUUGUUGAGCAAUGGUUCAAUUUCUGUCAUCCCUGCAGGGCAUGACAGUUAUGAGUUAUUUCAAUAACUUGACAGUUGUCCCUUACAUCAUCUGUAAAGGGGGCACUCUAUCCUGAUACAUAUGUUCCCACAUUCUAGAGAUCCUCUUCUGGGCUCACAGUCAUCAAAUUCAUUUGCUAGAUUUUUACAUACAAGGUGCCUUAAAGCUCGUCACGGUUCGCCUGUCCCUUCCUGACAAGGUUCUACCCAUGAUAUAGUCCCUUGACCCCCAGGUAUUCCGAUGAUUAUGUUCGUGGAUACUUCCCAGCUGGCAUUUGUCACUCAUUUGAAUGCCAAACUUCCUCUCUUUUGCUCCCCAAUUCCAUAUCCUUUGGCUGUGGAUGCAUUCAGCCGGGAUUGGAAGGACCUUUUCCUUUAUACAUACCCUCCCAUCUGUCUUCUGUCCUGAGUAAUUUCUUUCAUCCAAUUCACUCCGUAUUGAGUCCUUCUUGUGGCUUCUUUCUGGUCAAAUCCACUGUGGUUUCUGUCCCUUCUCUAGGAAUUACCUCUCCCUGUUUCCCGGUCCCUCUCCAGCAACCUCACUCAGGGGUACUUCAUCCCGCCAUUCCCUCACUCUGGCUUAAUGCAUGUCUUUUGUUCAGUCCCUUGCAAGGAGUUUGGGCCUAUCCACAAGUGCAGCAUCCCUGUUGUCACACUCUGACUGUUUCUCAUCCAUGUCUGUAUAUCAACGUGAGUGGAGACUAUUCCGUAGUUGGUCUAUCCAGCAUGAAUUCUCCCUUUCCUCUCCAGUUAUUUCCCUUUUAUUUCGGUCUAUGUGUUUUCAUCAUCAUCCUCAUACUGCUCAAUUGACUGAAAUCUAAAUGUUGUUCUGCAUGCCCUUUUCUUUACUCUCUUCGAACUGUUAUCCUCAUGUUCCUUAUAUCACUUUUCCUUGAACAUGUAUUUCUUUCUCCUUUUGACUUGUGGAUGUCAUCAGUCGGACUUGUUCCCCAUUGAUAUUCGCCUCGUUUUGUACCACAAAACCUUUGGCCUUUUAUAUCCCAUUCCUUCUUUCCUUUUAAAAACAUCAUCUGCCAGAGAAAGAGAUUUUGUCUUCACUCUUUUUCCAUUCCUUCCAUUUCCCUUAUUUCUGACCACUUUGAUCCAGAUUGUCUCCUGUGUCCAGUCCGUGCUUUACAGUGUUACGUGUCACACACAGCAUCCUUCCAUGACUCACUACCUUUCAUCUGAAUCUUGCCAAUUGUUAUGUAUUUCAUCCCAUCAGAUCUGUCACCUCCUGAUGUUCUUGGCUCCUCAUUUCCAUCAUCCUUUAGAGGAGAUUAUCCAGGCCAGCAUGUGGAUCACUCUCCACACCUUUGUAUUGUGCUACUUACAUCAUCUGGCUGUUUCCUCAUCAGUCAGAUAUUGUCUUCCCCCUGUAGCCAUUCUUCAUGUGUUGGUACAACUCUGACUGGGUAAGAUAUUUUAGUUUCUAUUUUUUUUUCAGGGAUCUACUUUAAAUGUUAUGAAUUUUGCUCUGUGGUGAAUGGUACCUGUACAGUAAUAUUGAUCUACAGCAUUUGCAAUGUGAGAUCUAUAAGGUCUAUCAUGCACACUUUUGGGAUGGGGUGUUCCACAAGACUGCUUACAGGUUCUUCCUCAUGGUAUAUUGAGUCAUAAAUAUGUUUGUACUGGACCGUACACUCAUGGACUAAUGUUCCUUAGAUUUCCAGAAUUGGGAAUGGUCUGCUUUUUACAAUAUGGAUCUCGAUUACGAUCCGAUGCACCCUAGCCACUCUGCACACAUUCCUCUUCCUUUUGAAUUUGGGAUGGAUAACUUGUUCCACCCUUGUCUUGCAGCACAACACCAUUUGUCUCCACUUGGGCAAAGAAUAUACCUGGUUCAGAUGUGGUGCUCUUCACAUGCUUUUGAAGGGUGCUCUUAUGGGUAAUUUUACACCAGUCCCUCCACCUGCUGGAUUCUAGCUGUAACUGUGAAAGGAGGUAAGUAAUUAUGUUGGAAGUUAAUAUUUUCCUACACUGAAAAUAUAUUUCCAAUAAAUACUUACCUCAGUUGCAUAGAGGGAGUUAGCUGCGAUAGAAAUGUUUGUUGCAUGCUUAAAUGCAGCUGAACCACAUCGAAUUAGGUGGGAAUUCAAGGUUAGUGGCAAGCAAAAAUUUGCACACUAGAGGGCAGUGAAAUCGAGAAUAGCUGUAACUGUGAGAAAAGUUAAAUAUCUAUCAGAAUUAUAUUUUCAGCAUAGGAAAAUAUUAACUUCCAGUUUGUUACUCGUAGUGUAAUAAAACAAUAAACUUAUUUUUUAUUAGUACUUCUAGAUCAGCAUCUUACCUAUUUGGUAAAGGUAGAAGUAAAAUUUAUUCUUCAUUAAAACACAUCAUCUACCAUAUCAUUACUCUUAAAAUGAGGAAUCUGAAGUUCAAAGUAAUUGCAUGUCCAAUCCUGGUAACUUCACUAUCUACAUCUUCGAAACUGUUAAUAAUGGUCUAGGCACACAGAAAAUUAAUGCUAUGUACAAAAUUGUAUGAUACAAUAGGUGGUGUCUUAAGUGAGUUACCAGCAAUUUCUUGUAAACAGUUGUUGUGGCUAAUAGGGUAAGUCUAGUUAGUUUUGUAUUAAUUCAUUUAUUUUAGUUGUAUAACAUGAUAUUACAGAGAAACAAACUGCAUCAUUUAUUAAAUGUUAAGGUUAACCCAAUUUUAUAAAUUGUUUAAUCACUUGUAAAGUAUCAUAACAAAACUCCAGAAAUACACUGCUUUUAUAUAUUUCCUCAGUAUACAAUAGAUUGUGGGGGGUCCUAUUGAUAACCACCUAUAAUUACUACUAAGGGUAAUAAGUAGCAUAUUGAAAUGAUUUCGUAAUGUUAUGCAAAAUAUACAAAGAAGUCGGUGAAAAUAAUAAGUCAUGCUAAUUACAAUUCAAUCCUUUUUGUAGACUAUCUGUUACUGCACUUAAUCAAGAGACAUGUUUCCAUCUCUCAUAGCCUCUUAAUCUCAUGAAAAGCGGGAAAGUCCAUGGAAUAUGUAGUGCAUUUCUUGAGAUAUUUUGCACAGAAUUAUGAAAUUGUGUUAAUAUGCUGCUUAUCAGCCUUAACAGUAUUUUUAGACAGUCAAAAUCUAGCCAUGUGCUGUCAUAUGCACCCACGGGUGAUCACAGACUGGACUGCAGUUCAAUCACAGGCAUUUCUUUACACAGGAAAAAAUAAUGAUAACCAGUCUUGGCUUCCACAACAAAGAUAUUGCAGGCACAACUGCUAUUAGUUAUCACCACAAUAUUGAGUAGAAGUUUAAGACAUGCUAAAAUUUUAAGACUUAUUUGCCAGGUUCUAUGCACAUAGUUUGAUGUUAAAUUGCAGAAUGUACCCCAAGUUAAAAUUGCACUAUCUUAUACAAGUAAGAGUAUAUACCAUAAUAUUAUGUGCACCAGUAAAACAGGAAUAGUAUGUUUAAUUUAAAAAAACGUAUUAAACAUCAACACUUGUAGAUACUUGGCUAAAACUGUGAUUGUACAAAUAACUCUUUUUACAUAUGUUUAAUUAUAUUCUGUAAUUGAUAAUUAUCAUUCAUGUAUAUUUUUGUCUAGUCAUUUUCUUCACACUAAGUAUUUCUGAAGAUAAAAAUUGCUUUUUGUUCCAUCA